AUGAUGCCCAGACCUCAGCUCCAUAGCAGCCAGAGCAAGGCCAGAGAUGGCCAGAGGAAGGUCUCCCCGCCUGGUCCAACUUAUAUGUCCAGCGAUCAGUUCGCAACCUAUCUAAAAGAUCUGCGAACUAAUCGACCUUCCCGUCCGGGUGGAUCAAGACCGCUUCCCUCUCCAGGAAUUAACUCGGGCUCCAACUUACGGGACAACCUGCCUCCCCGAGCAUCGUCGUCAAUGUCAAUGUACGGGCAGUCGAACAUGCAGCCUCAGUCGCCUGAAAAAGAUCGACCUCGCGCCAGCAGCUCCUUGUCAAACCAUCGUCCAUUCGACCCUCGAAUAUCGCUGGGAAGUUCAGCUGGGCGUCCGUUGGUCCAGGAACCAAGGACAGUCCCGAUCCGCAAGACUGUAUCACCUGCUCAAGUCUUCACACGCCCAUCCCCCCCCUCCCCCAAUGCAACAUACCGUGAGAGUGGCCAGCGACGGAUAGAAAAAGAGGAAGCCCGCUCCCUGCGCGAUGCAUUGCAGGGGGUAGAUCUAAAUGAUGAGGUUCGCCUGCAUCAGGCGGCUCAAGAUGAAGCCACAGAACUAGUUUGGAUGCAUCAGAACCCUGGAAUACCUUUCAAGAACCCAUAUGCACCUUAUCACAAUCCUGAUCUCGAUCGAUUGUCCCAGUCCCCCAAAAAUGCUGGGCUUUCUCCGACCCAUGCGGAGCGAUCUGGUGGCCCCAGGAAUGGUCACCGGCUUGCUUCAGAAAGCUCUCCCGAGAGCCAUUUUGCCGAUACUCGGGGACCGGGCGCAGGACUCAUCCAUGAUAAACAACGGCAAUCUAUCAUAGAUGACACAAACAACAGCCCUACAAAAUCCGCAUUCUCACGAAGAGGCCUCAAGGUCGGCUUUGCAUUGCCUGUUGAGGAAUCACCUCCCAAAAGCGAGCUCAAUGAUAACAGGUUCUCGAAAGGGAUCUUCAGAAAUCCUCGUGAUUCAAUAUACGAAGAACCAAAGGACCCUCACAAGGGUGACGACGGUCGGCCAGCUUUCUCCAGAUCCGAAUCUUCGGCUCUUAAAUCCAAACCGCGCAAUGCACUCCCUCGUGGUUCUCGGCCUCUUCCAGGACGAUUGAGCAGUCUUCCGUUUGUUGACAAACUGUCCCGGUUUGAACUACACAAGCGACCUCCGACCCAGUCGACAAAUCCAGAGUACAGGACAAAUGAGUCGCUUGAACAGGCGGCUUCCAGUGCAGGUGCUAGAGAAGAACCAGGCAACCCCACAAAAAAUGGGGUCGAAGUUCGCAGCGAUGACAUCCGAGCGGCUACCAGUAAAAAGCUCAAGGAUCGAAGCACAAGACUACCCAUGCCAACCGCCGUAAGUGAUCGAGUAGGCCGACCUAUCGUGAGCUUUGACCCAACUUGGAAACCGACCGAAGUACAAUCGACUUCGAAACGAGACAGCCUGAAGCAGGAGUCGACCUCUCCGACACCACCACCACAGCCGACUACCCCCACAAUUGAAGUCUCUGAGGCAGCAACUAUACCCGUCAUCAAUCUCCCUGACGACAAGGAACCCACUAUUUCGGAGAUGACAGGAUCAUCGCGGAGCGGGAAGGAUAAUACCAGGCCACUGCCGAACCCUACGAGCGCAAGAAACCACUCGCAUCAUUCUCCGAAGAAACCUGCACCGAGCCAACAGAAACGUUGGUUGUCAACCUAUACGCGCUCCGGUGUCCCUACCGCGAAAUGCGAAUCCUGCUCUCUUCCGAUUGCAGGAAAGAUUGUCACGGCGGGCGGAGCACGGUUUCACCCGGAGUGUUUUGUGUGCCACCAUUGCCAAACUCCUCUGGAAUGUGUUGCCUUCUAUCAAGAACCUGAUGCAAAACGGACUGAGCGAUUGGCAGAAGCGUCAAGACACGAUGAGGAAGCGCGCGUGCUGCGCUUCUACUGUCAUCUUGACUUCCAUGAACUGUUUAGUCCUAGGUGCAAGAGCUGCAAGACUCCGAUUGAGGGCGAGAUUGUUGUAGCCUGCGGGGCUGAGUGGCAUGUUGGACACUUCUUCUGUGCCGAAUGCGGUGAUCCAUUCAACUCCCAGACUCCGUUCGUGGAGAAAGAUGGAUUCGCAUGGUGCCUCCAAUGCCACUCCCGCCGCACCGCGCCUCGAUGCCUCGGCUGUAAGCAGCCCGUUCUUGACGACGUUGUGAUUAGCGCCGUUGGAGGCCAAUGGCAUGAUCAGUGUUUUGUCUGUCAUGAAUGCGGUGACGGCUUCGGUGGUGAUGGCCGCUAUUUCGUGCGAGAAGGUGAGCCCAAACGGACAUCCAAAGGUCGGAUCAUUGGAGGCCCAGUCCAGCUGGCUGUUUGUGAGAGAUGCGAGAGCAUCCGCCUCAAGGCCUCGCCCAAGUGA
Messenger RNA from Aspergillus clavatus NRRL 1, 2388 nucleotides. RefSeq names its product LIM domain protein. The coding region runs from base 1 to 2388 and encodes 795 amino acids. The transcript has 3 exons. Lineage: Eukaryota; Fungi; Ascomycota; Eurotiomycetes; Eurotiales; Aspergillaceae. The record is from RefSeq and is a predicted model, not a curated record.